Molecule: messenger RNA, 1565 nt
Organism: Prunus dulcis (almond)
Lineage: Eukaryota; Viridiplantae; Streptophyta; Magnoliopsida; Rosales; Rosaceae
Exons: 4
Coding region: 182-1312 (376 amino acids)
Source: RefSeq, a predicted model, not a curated record
UCCAGGCUUCCUAACUGCCAAAGAUUCAGAAGAAUAUUCCAUCAUCUUGUUUGUGCAGCCAAGCAACUAAGAACAAGGCCACAACUGUGUCCUUUUCUGUCCCAGCUUCAUUGUUGUGUCUGAGGAUAAGAGCAGAGAACGGCCACCAUAACCCACAGCAUAUUUGAAAAAUCCAAGUCUCAUGGCAUUGGCUUUGAACAGCAUAAUCCCCCACACCAGAGCUUUGAGCUUAAGCACUUCUUUGCCUUCUAAAAAGCCUUCAAGCCCUCAAUUUCAACAGCCUCACAAUCGUCGCCAAAGCACUCAAAUUGUGCAAAGCACUGCCUCGUCCUCCACCAACACCACCCUUUCUGAUGUUAAACUCCAAAUUCAGGAGGACAGCAACUUCAAUCCCACUUCCACUUCUGCCACUGCGUGGUCCGAAUUUGCCAGAAAUGUGUCCGGUGAAUGGGAUGGCUAUGGAGCAGACUUCACAAAGGAAGGGAACCCAAUUGAACUUCCUGAGAAUGUUGUACCUGGAGCUUACAGGGAGUGGGAGGUUAAGGUUUUCGAUUGGCAGACUCAAUGCCCCACUCUUGCUAACCCGGAAGAGCCCGUUCUUGUGUACAAGAAUAUAGAGCUACUUCCCACAGUUGGAUGUGAAGCUGAUGCCGCUACACGAUACACAGUCAUUGAGAAGAACAUUGGUGGUGUGAAUAACGAAGUUUCUGCCUUUGCAUAUCAGUCUAGCGGAUGCUAUGUGGCCGUCUGGCCAGUUGAGGAAAAGGGUAAUAAGUUGUUGGAGUUGGAGUAUUGCUUGAUUAACCCUCAAGAUAAGGAGUCACGUGUGAGAAUAAUUCAGGUCAUCCGUAUAGACAAUAUGAAGAUGAUGCUGCAGAAUACAAGAGUGUUUUGUGAGCAGUGGUAUGGACCAUUCAGAAAUGGGGAUCAAUUAGGCGGGUGUGCUAUCCGGGAUUCUGCCUUUGCUUCUACGGCUGCAUUGAAAGCUUCAGAAGUUGUUGGGACUUGGCAGGGCCCAAGAGCUCUUGCCAAUUUUGAUGGUUAUGGUUUGGAAAAUGAUAAACAGAACUUUUUUCAAGAACUUUUAGACAACAGUGAGCAGAACUCCGUAAGAGAUGAAAGUGGUCUGAUAUUGCUUCCGAAGCAGUUGUGGUGUUCACUAAAAGAAUGUAAAGAUGGUGAUACUUACAGCGAGGUGGGAUGGCUGUUGGAUCAUGGACGUGCAAUCACAUCAAAAUGCACCUUCUCAAGCACAGCAUUGCUGAAGGAUAUCUCAGUAUCAUAUGAAACUUCAACUUUGAAGGCCGCAUAGAAAUUUCGGAUGAGUUCCAAUAUGAAUUAUCUAUCAGUCGCAAUGCAAGCAAAUUCAAACACAAACAUCGAAUUUUAUAUGAAAUGUAUCUUCGACUCUUUUUUCUUUUUCUUUUUGAUCUAGUUGAGGCAAUGGAUAACAACAAUAAGCCAUCGACAUCACGUGGCCAAUAAUGUCAUGUACAAAACUUGUGCUAUUUUGUUCAAACUCAUAGUAAUACAACAUGCUCUGAAAUGUAGUUUGCAAGUUGAAA